AUGAGGGUCCUAUUGGCAUGCCUGCUCGUCUGUGCCCUGGUCGUGAGCGACUCCGAAGGCAGCAAUGAAAUUCAUAAAGAGUCUGGUGUAUCGAACUGUGACUGUCUGAACGGAGGAAAGUGUGUGUCUUACAAGUACUUCUCCAACAUUCGGCGAUGCAGUUGCCCAAAGAAAUUCCAAGGGGAACACUGUGAGAUAGAUACAUCGAAAACCUGCUAUCAGGGGAACGGUCACUCUUAUCGAGGGAAGGCCAACACAGACCUCAGAGGCCGGCCCUGCCUGGCCUGGGACUCUGCCACCGUCCUUCUGAAAACGUACCAUGCCCACAGACCUGAUGCCAUUCAGCUGGGCCUGGGGAAACACAAUUAUUGCAGGAACCCAGACAAUCAGAGAAGGCCCUGGUGCUACGUGCAGGUGGGCCUAAAGCAGUUUGUCCAGGAGUGCAUGGUGCAGGACUGCUCUGUUGGAGAAAGUCCCUCCUCUCCUAAGGAGCAAGCAGAGUUCCAGUGUGGCCAGAAGGCUCUGAGGCCUCGCUUUAAGAUUGUCGGGGGGGAAUUCACCACCAUCGAGAACCAGCCUUGGUUUGCAGCAAUCUACAGAAGGCAUCGAGGCGGCUCGGUCACCUAUGUGUGCGGUGGCAGCCUCAUCAGCCCCUGCUGGGUGGUCAGCGCCACACACUGCUUCAUUGAUCACCCAAAGAAGGAGGACUACAUUGUCUACCUGGGUCGGUCAAGGAUUAAAUCCCACACACUUGGGGAGAUGCAGUUUGAGGUGGAAAAGCUCAUCCUGCAUGAGGACUACAGUGCGGACACUCUUGCUCACCACAAUGAUAUUGCCUUGCUGAAGAUCCGUACCAACAGCGGCCAAUGUGCACAGCCCUCCCGGUCCAUACAGACCAUCUGCCUGCCCCCACUAUAUGGAGAUGCCCGUUUUGGCACAAGGUGUGAGAUCACUGGCUUUGGAAAAGAGCAUCCCUCUGACUAUCGCUACCCAGAGCAGCUGAAAAUGACUUCUGUGAAUCUGGUUUCCCAUGAGAAGUGUCAGCAGCCCCACUACUAUGGCACUGAAGUCACUGACAAAAUGCUGUGUGCGGCUGACCCACAGUGGGAAACAGAUUCCUGCCAGGGAGACUCAGGGGGCCCGCUGGUCUGCACCAUCCAAGGCCGCCUGACCCUGACUGGGAUUGUGAGCUGGGGCCGUGAAUGUGCCAUGAAGGACAAGCCAGGAGUCUACACAAGGGUCUCAAAAUUCCUGCCCUGGAUCCACACUCACACCAGGGGAGAGAUUGACCUUGCUCUCUGA
This is a messenger RNA of Rangifer tarandus platyrhynchus (Svalbard reindeer), 1302 nucleotides long. The record is from the annotation of a GenBank genome assembly. Lineage: Eukaryota; Metazoa; Chordata; Mammalia; Artiodactyla; Cervidae.